GUGAAGGGAACAAGCGGCAGGUCUUUCAAGACCCAUCAUAUCUUAGCGCAAGAUGCUGGUCGUUCUCCCACUGUUGUACGGUCAUCUAUGUUUGAACUUGUCAAAAAGACUUCACAGAAGAGAAAGCCCACCCUCAAGCAAAUGUGAGAACCUUUUAAAUAAAAUGUAGAUCAUAUCCACUAUGAAGUAUGUCAUUUAUUCGCGAAGAAUUCAAAAUGGCAGGAACGUGUGAUGAACCCCUAAGAACGUCUGCGGGGAGGCUACAGAACAACAGCUGCACCAAAAAACAUAAACGAUCAACAAUAGUGUCCACAACGCAGAACACCUAAAUUUUGUAAUAAAAUUGAGAAAGGAAAAAAAUAAUGGUAAAAAGUGCCACGUGAAAGUAAUGCUCAGGAGACUUAAUUUCAAUGAACGCAUCACUGGAUUUCUUUUCAGACUCAAAAGUUGUAAUGUAUAGUUGACUUCAAGAAUAGAAAGGUUAAGAGAAUUACUUGAUUCUUCAAGCGGCAUAAGCAUCAUUUUCAUUUGUUGUGUACUCAGUUAAUUGGAAUCUUUCACUAAGUACAGCAUUUAUGAUUUUUAAAACCAAAUGACAAUGUAACUUAAUUAUUAUUGUUUUCAUCACUGCAAGGCGCAUUUCUUCACUUGAAUUCCCUGCCAAGAUUUCUAUAUUUUCCUUGUUGAGGUGAUGCUGUUGUUUAUUUUCAAGGUUGGUUGAUCCUCAGAUGAAAAAUUUCAAGCACUCAGCAGUGUUGGUAGCAAGGUGAGAUACUCAACACAUUUAUUGUUGAAAAAAUGAUACGAAAAUCUUACUUAGGAACUGUGAGAUGAAGAAUUAAAUGAAAGAUGUUCAUCACAGUUGUAGACGCAACUUUUGCAGUUGUGAAAAGCAAGCUUGUUAAAUUUAGGCUCGUACAGGACCGGGGAGGGGGGGGGGGUACUGCCAUAUAUGGGCUAUAUAAGUACGUGCCGCUGUGAAGGGUAUGGUUUUCAAGCAGUUUACUGUAGGAUAGGGUAUAUAAAUCAGAGCGUUUGGGUCUAGAAUAGGGUAUUCUUUUUCAGGAAACUGAUCAGUUGGUUGAAGACUUUAUCUAGACUAGGGAUUGUGGUAUAAGGUUUUGUUUUGGCUAGACUGUGCUAGUGACCUCAGUAGUUUCUGGAAAACAGCUACUCUUGGAUAGGGGGGGUUAGGGGAGUUUACUCUAGUAUAGGGUAGCAAAAUUCAGCUGAACUAGCUCUGGUAUAGGCUAAGGGUUCCAGGGUCCCAGCAGCACAUCCCUACCCGGGAAUUCCUAAAGUACCCCCCUCCCCCCCCCCCUGGGUACAGGACAAGUCAACUGGAAGAAGUUCACCCUUUCAUGGGUUUGUAAUCAACCAGUUCAUUGACCUGCGCCUAGUUGGCUUACUAGCUCAAAUGGUAGAGCACUGCACUGGUAUCUUUGAUGUCAAGUUUUAAAAUUCCAUACAAACCUGUUGUGGCUGUAUUAUCUUGGUUAAUUCUUUAAUAUGCUACUCAUAAAUGAAACAUUAUUAUCUUUUGUAGUGGAAUUUCUGAAGAAAAGACUUUAAACCCAGUCCAGCUAGCUACACAGAAGGCAGAAAGGAUUGCGAGAGAAAAGGCGGCUGCACAGAGUGCUGUGGUGAGAGAAAACUGCACUUUUAUAUUGGGGUCCUAUCCCUCACAUUUUACUAUAAUUUUAUCAUUGAGAUGGUUAUUUUACAUUAUGCUGAUCUCCAUCGUACUUUAUUGUAUUUUAAAGCAAGGAAAGAAAAUGAUGUGUUAAAGUGAAGUUAUUGUUGAUGUACUUUAAAUCAUGGCAUUUUAAUUCCCCUUAUACUUUGUGAAGUGUAUCAUCCAUAGUUCAAACAGAUGUAGUGCUUGCCUGAGGUUGAACCUAACGGCCAUUCUUAUAACAAUUGUGCAGUUAUUUUGAGGCAGUGCUUCGACAGAUCAAUACAGUUCUGUUCAUGGUACCUAUUUUUUUGCCAAAAAAAUAACCCUGCAUUCAUCUUACUUGCAUUGUUUUGCAUUAGUUACAACAGCAGCAGCAGCAACAACAACAAAGUCAACAGCAACACCAAAAUCCACAAGUGGCUGCACAAUCUCAACUUCAACAACCACAGGGAGCCCAAGUUUCCCAACAGCCACCUGCAGCGAAGCAAAUGCCAACCACUACUCCACAGCUCCCUGCUCAAAAACUUACAGCCACCAGUCAACUGAACUCAACAUCUGCUGCUGUAAGUCUAUUGUUGUUGUCUCUAUGGAGUGUAUAAAUGAGCCAGGGAUGGAGUUAGAGAUCUAGAGAAAAAUUCUUGAGAUUGUAUGACCCUCUCAGGGUACUAGAAAAACAUGUAGUGCCCCUCCCAAGAGUAUGGAACAUAACAAAACCCUUCCCACUUGCUUUAGCAAUACCCAAGUCAGACACUGUGUAGUACAAUAAUACUGCCACUGCAGUCGUAAUGACAAAUUAAUGAAUACCUUUUGUUUGAACUGCAUCAUUACAGAGGUUUCAAGGAUAAAUCUUUAUUUUUAUACUAAGAAAACAGUCAACAAAAAUGUUAAGUUAGAGCCAGAAAUGUAUUGUUUAGUGUUGGCAAAAGAGAACUUCACCUGUAAAAUUGCGGUUGGGCAGCACAUUUUGAAGAGGUGGUGGGUGGCAACCCUGUACAAUGAUUACAUCAAAAUAAUGUGUCACCUUCAAUGUUUUCAGGCGAUGGCAGCUCUUCAGAAAAGUGUAACACUUCAAAGUGCAGCUGGAACCACAGCUGCAUCCACUUUAUUGAAGACUUCAGGUAAAUGGGCUAGUUCAAAACUUAGACGGCUAGCAAUUUAUUUGUCAGAAGAGUCCAAUCAGACAACUUGAGUCAUAAAGAGAAUUCUACAUCAGCGCUAUAUAUCCAGCAAGAUUAGUCUAUUUCUAAGCAUUAUACAUUGCAUUGAUGGUUUUUAAGUUAAGACAAGUGUGAGCAAGAAUUUACCAGUUACUCAAACUUGUUUGAUUGACAGCUGCGGGUAUAGUGCUGAGUGGACAGGCAGUACCAACAGGCAGUGGAUCGAGUAUUGUAGUCAACACACACAAGGGUAAUGCUACAGGCCUCAGUUCCAUGGCAUCAUCCUCCUUUGCAACAAUUAACAAGAGGAUGCAAGCGAAAACUUUGGUUCAAGUUCAAACUGUAAGUACCAAAAGUUGUUUGGUGGGGACUUAGAAUCUCAUAAGGUUUUUAAAAGGGCGUUGAGAGUUUUUCAAUAGGAGUGAUGCAGUCUGUACCAUCUGGAAGACUCUAAUAAACGAAGGUAGCUAAAUGACGGACCAGAAAUUGCUUUUCAUAAUGGUGCAUUUUCACAUCAGGGGGUGGUAGGUCAGACGAUCAGCACAACCAGUAUGAGCGGAAGUAGGUCUACUGAUAGCCUACAUAGCAGUCGUUUCCGCUUCCUUUUAGCCGCGUGGAAGAAUCACACGAGAAGCCCAAGUAGAGAAGGGAGCAAUUUUUGGUGGCCUUCCCGCAUCUCCCUCACGUCUCUGGCUUGGCUAAGAGGAAGUGGAAACGACUGCUACACAGGCUAGCCUACUGAUGGUCCUUGAAUGGCAUGUCAUUAAAAAUGGUCUAAAAAUUUAUAUAUGGCCCAAUUUGAUAUCUGAAGUGCAUGGUGAAAAAGCUGCUAUCAUAUGGAUUGAGUAUUGACUAAUCAGUCAUCAGGAUGGUAUUUGCUUGAUUUCCCCCCCAUUCAAAAGAAAGAGGCUUACCUUGGGAAAGGGGAUUCUCGGCUCGGAAAUCGUAAAUGAAAAGUGCAAAGCUAUGUACUGUUUUAAAAUUACUGUGGAAAAACCAUGCAUGCGAGUAUUUUCUCUAAAAAAAUGCUUCUCGUUAUUACCUUAAAUCCUCUUUUCAAAGUUAGUCUUAGGUGUAAAGGUAAGUUUUUCCCGGUAUUUACACUCAGACGUAAAUGAGGUUAUCUUCUUUCGUGCUUUGCUGAAAAGGCUAAAGUCAACUCAAAGUGGCUUAUAUCAAAAAACAUUUAUCAUUUUAAUCUCUUCGGUAAGAGCAAAAGCGAUUAUGUUCAGUGAAAAAGAUAAAGACGUAAGGUAUUGUGUCAAAGGUUGGGGUUUGGCUAAUGAAGGUAAAGGGUUUAUGAGCCACUUGCAUAAUUUUUCCAGAAUGCGUCUUCUGCUGGGACAUCCACAACAAGAGUUUUGCAGACUCAGCCAAGUCAAGUAAGCAGCCCUCUUGCANCGAUUAUGUUCAGUGAAAAUGAUAAAGACGUAAGUGGGGUUUGGCUAAUGAAGGUAAAGGGUUUAUGAGCCACUUGCAUAAUUUUUCCAGAAUGCGUCUUCUGCUGGGACAUCCACAACAAGAGUUUUGCAGACUCAGCCAAGUCAAGUAAGCAGCCCUCUUGCAACCUCAGCUACUGCAACAUCAAUGACACUUGGUGCCGCCAGCAGCUUAGCACCUGCAUCAUCAUCGACAGUUGUCAGUCAGGUAAAAAGCACCUCUACAUAAUAAUUUUGUUUUCAACAACUACCUCGCAAGUGGAGGUUGGGUGCCUGAGACAUCCAGCAGCCUUCACUAGUGGUAUCCAGCUCCUAGAUGGAGACUGCUCCCAUUGCCAGCAAAUCACACAACCCAGCUAUGAGCUCCACCCACAAAGAAGAGAGCCAGCAGCCGUCACACUGGCAAAAUGUGGAGGGAAAGGGGAAGAGCUCCAAGCUUAAUACAACACCAUCACUAAAGAAACGCCCAUGCUCAUGCCAAACACACUUUGGUUCAUGAGCACGUGGAAUCCUGUUGCAUGCGCAUCUGUAAAUGCCGCUGACCACAAAGGAAGGCUAAUGCUCCUCGUUAACUACUUUAUUUAAAAUUACAUUUGACUGCAUUAAAUAAUCGUGUAUGUGAACUGCAGACAAUACAUGGCAGUAAUGGUUUAAUUUUUAACAGUUUAUAAACAUCCCUGAAAAGUAACAAUCAUGUUCAGUAUUCAAAGCCUGGCUUUUGUAAUAACUGGUCACAACAACAACCAGUUGGAGACCCGGUCAACUGUGAGUUUGUGAUUUACCCAGUGAUGGUAAUUUAUUAAAGUGAGUGUAUAAAAUAAUCAUAUGCACAAAACCCAGACUAAACAUAUGAAUGAUGGUGAUCCUCUUUUUCUCAUAGGUUGGUCAGCAGACGUCCUCUCCAUCAGUUGCUUCUGCAAGUAUGUAUUGUGUGUGUGUGGUUUGUUUACGUACAUACCCGUAUUAUCAACUCAGUCACUCCAUACGAGAUCUAGAGUGCUUACCAUUUACUUGGGAAAACCGGAAAUUCCGGUUGGAAAAUCAAAUAGUUCUCGCUAUUCUAUUUGGGUGUACUUUAUAGCUUUUCGUUCUCCCACCGGGUCGAAUUUUAUAGAUUGAUGUUUCUGAACAAGAUUUCCACCCGGGUGGUUUGUAUAAAUGACACGCACCCCUAGUUAACCCCCCUCCCCCUCCCACUUCCACUCCCCGUCUAUCACAUACUGCUUGGCCACCACUGGGAUUGAAAGUGUAAAUGUUGCUUCUGAUGUAAUGUUCUCUGAUUUGUGUUGUCAAUAGGCCACAGUCUUCCAGUGGCUACCCAGCAGUAUGUAAACCAGGCCGGAGUCAAGCUAACGCCCCAGCAAGUUGCUUUCUUCAGACAGCAGCAAAUCCAGCAACAACUGAAAAGGCAACAAGCAGAUCACCUAAAGCAGCAGCAGCAGCAGCAGCUCAAGCGCUUUCAGAUUCAGCACGUGAAUCAAGGGCAAAUUAACAAAGGUGCCGGUACCCCCGCUGCCGCUGUUAACAUACCUAAGCAAGGAACAGUUCAACAAGCUUCUGUUCAACAGAGACAGCAGAUGGCAAACCAACAACAAGCACAGGCUGCUGCUAUCCUCCAAAAGAAGGCUCCACAGACUCUCACCCAGCAGCAGAUUCAACAGAUCCUGUCAAAACAGCAGCUGUCGCAUUUGACCCCUCAACAACAGCUACAGCUGCGGCAACAGAUUCAACAGCAGCAUCAGCAACAGAUAAUGCAAAAACUGGCGUUGCAGAAGCAGCAUCAACAACAACAGCAGCAUGGUGUCGGGAACGUGACCACCAUGCAAAGUGCACAGGCAGGUCAACCUGUUGCAGCACCUUCAAGUGUAGCAAAGCCCAUGACGCCUCAAGUUCAGGCACAGUUACUUGCAGUACACAAGCAGAAGCAACAGCAGCAGCAGCAGGUUGCAGGUGGCAUGCAGGUUCAAAGUCAGGUGGCACCGCAGCCUGUAGUCUCACUUACGACAGCACAGGUUCAGCAGCAGCAGUCCCAGCAACCUCAGCAGAUGGCGACUGUGACGCUGGGACAGAGGACCGCUGCUCCAGCUGUUCAGUUACUACAGCAGCAACAACAGGCAGCCCAACAACAGCAACAAGCACAGCAGCAGCAGCAGCAAGCACAGCAUCAGUCCCCAUACCAAAUGAGGCUUCGCAAUCCACCCAAACAUUAA
Porites evermanni is the source of this 6484-nucleotide messenger RNA. Lineage: Eukaryota; Metazoa; Cnidaria; Anthozoa; Scleractinia; Poritidae. The record is from the annotation of a GenBank genome assembly.